Ostrea edulis (European flat oyster) is the source of this 1580-nucleotide messenger RNA. RefSeq lists its product as uncharacterized. Gene Ontology annotation, biological process: proteasome-mediated ubiquitin-dependent protein catabolic process; protein polyubiquitination. The transcript has 2 exons. The record is from RefSeq and is a predicted model, not a curated record. Gene Ontology annotation, molecular function: ubiquitin protein ligase activity; zinc ion binding; protein binding. The coding region runs from base 98 to 1447 and encodes 449 amino acids. NCBI's taxonomy places the organism in Eukaryota, Metazoa, Mollusca, Bivalvia, Ostreida, Ostreidae.
GGGAGUAUAGGGGAAAUUCGAGACAACUAAACGACAAAAUAUCAGGAAGACCAUGUUGGAUGUACAGUGUCAACGAAACAUGUAACCAGACAUCGAAAUGGACCCCCGGCGCUGUGCCCAGGACGUCCUACUGUGUGACUCCUGUGAAACUAUCCCCCUGCAGAACCAUUGUGAAUUUUGUAAUAUAAAUCUUUGUGAUAAUUGUGUCGCCAAACAUCUCUCAGAUUCCCCUAAAAGACACAAUGUAGUACCCUAUUUACUCAGGAAGUCUAUUCCUAACAAUCCAAAAUAUAAAAUGCAUAGCAAAAAGCACUGUGAACUUUGCAGCGAAAUAUGUGAUAUUCCUCUUGGUGGUACCGGCAUUUCUGAUCAACACAAAGAUCACGACACAUCAAAUGUUCUGCAAAAAUUCAGCUCUAAAACAAAAUAUUUGCAAGGAGAUUUUGAAAAAUCACAGAUAACCAUAGUUUCUUCCCGACAUGAUGAACGUACGCAUGCCACCUUUGAUCAAACCAUGAAAGCCAAAUUGGAAACAGUUUACAAGAAACUGGCAGUAGCUGCCACUCAACUGGGAGACUACACAAUGAAGACAUCAGAAAUUGCAUCUUCAUAUCCAGUGAAGCCAAUGCUUGAUGAACCGCGACUCAUCGCCACCAUAGACACUAAGUAUAAUAUAUACAGUAUUAUCUGUCUCAGUGAUGAAGACGUAUGGACAUGUGGAAUAAAUGAAAUAAUGAAACUCCACAACCUCCACGGCAAACUACUGAAAUCAAUCCAAACCAAGUCAGAGAACAUGCCAGGGGACAUAUCUGUGACACGGGAUGGACAUCUUGUUUAUACUGACACUGGAUCAAGAACUGUAGAUAUAGUAACGAAUAAACAGAUACAGACCAUAAUCAGACUAAAGGGAUGGAGACCUCGUAAUCUCUGCAGUACCUCAUCUGAUGACCUCCUGGUUACCAUGUACAGUGAUGAUUACACACAAUUCAAAGUUGUCCGUUUCUCCGGCUCCAAACAAACACACACCAUUCAGUUUGAUGAUCAGGGUCGACCUCUCUAUUUCGCUGGUCGACAUAGUAACAAUACAAACAUCAGUGAGAACAGGAAUAUGGAUAUCUGUGUAGCCGAUUCUGAUGCUAGAGAAUUAGUGGUGGUCAAUCAGUCAGGAAAACUCCGAUUUAGAUACACUGGUCACCCUUCUAAUACCAAGCAAUCAUUUACUCCAGUCGGCAUCACUACAGACAGCCAGAGUCACAUCCUGACAGCAGACUGUUUCAACCACCGCAUCCACGUCCUGGAUCAGUACGGACAGUUUCUACGUUACAUUCAGAACUGUGAUUUACACGCUCCAUGGGGUUUGUGUUUGGACACCAGCGACAACCUCUUAAUAGCAGAGCAUUGGACUGGUAAAGUCAAGAAAAUCCAGUACCUAUUAACUCUGUCUUAAGUCAGCUAUCAACACUGUGUGAAUUACAAAUGUAUUGGUGAUAUGUAUAUAACGUGGUUUUUUAAAAAUACAUUACAUGUGUGGCUGUUUAUUUCUUUGUGUUGAACAGCUUAUUAAACAUUGUAUUUUGUCA